GAUGAGGAACAGAGAGCGACAGUACGUUACAACAAGAACCUCCUCCCACUCCUCACACACCCAGUCAGCCUCUCACACACAGCUUGAAUUAUUCAUUGAUGCUCAAGAAAAGAUUAAACCAGGAUCAAGGUGAUGUGGUGAAGCCUGGGAAUGAGAGGGAGAGGGAGCCAGUGACUGUGGAGAGACAGACUUGUGUCACAGUCACCCUCAGCUCUGAGCAGCUCCUAACACAAAGCUAUCCUGACUUUCCGUCAGCGGAGGGUCCUGGGGUGGGGAACAGUCCAGCAGCUCAUCCCUGUCCCCUCUCUCACUCCCUCUCCAUAACUGAAAGAUCCUUCGAGGGGAAACGAGGAGAACUCAGGAUCCCAACAGAGCGGCUGGGAAGCAGCAGAGGGAGGUCAAACUGUUUCACAACGAAAGUCUAUGGAUCAGUGAGGGUGUGAAAUUCCAAAGAAGGAAGUCUUGGCAUCUCCGAAUUACAAUCCGCAGUGGAACUUUCCAGAAGCUGGUCAACUGCAAUAUAUUAGAUGUCAGGGAAUUGAUGCCAGGAGGAAGAGAAAAUCGAUGGAAAACCAACUCUGACCGGGAGAUUGUCAUCUCAUUGGCUCCCAGGACUGACUGAUCAGCCAAUCAGAACAUCUGUCUGAUGUAGCAAACAGCCAGGAAAAGACAACCGGAAUCCUGUCUCCCAGAACAUCUGCACCAACACUGGGAAAAACAUCUGGAAUCCUGUCCCCCAGAACAUUCGCACCAACACUGGGAAAAACAUCUGGAAUCCUGUCCCCCAGAACAUCCGCACCAACACUGGGAAAAACAUCUGGAAUCCUGUCCACAUCCACACCAACACUGGGAAAAACAUCUGGAAUCCUGUCUCCCAGAACAUCCGCACCAAAGCUGGGAAAAACACUUGGAAUCCUGUUCCCCAGAACAUCUGCACCAACUCUGGGAAAACCAUCUGGAAUAAUAACAACUGAUCUUCCCUCUGACCAAGAAUCCAAUCGAAGUGGAGACUUCCUGAAUCACCCCAGAUGGAAUAGGAGUCUCCCCCUCUGAAUGAGAAUCCAAUCGGAGUGGAGACUUCCUGAAUCACUGCCAGACGGAUCGGGAUUCUCCCUCUCGGAGUAAGGCCCAGUCGGAGUGAUGAGUUUGUUCACUUUGUUGUCUCUUCAGGCCCUAUGGACGACCCUGUCUCUCGCCGGCCAUCACUUCCCAUCCUGGGGUCACUACGAUCUGUGUAAGACUCAGGUUCACUGGGACCAGGGGGUGAGUUGGGAUUACAUGGCCUGUCAGCCUGAGGCUACUCUCCUCACCAGGUUCCUGAAGAUCAGGUUGGAUCCCCCAAACAGUACGUGUGGAGAGACCCCUGAGAUGUACUGCACGCUGGAGAACCCAUACAUGUGCAACAAUGAGUGUGAUGCUCGCACGCCCGAACUCGCACACCCACCCGAGCUGAUGCUGGAUGAUGAGGGGCGAGUUCCCAACACCUUUUGGCAGAGUGUGUCCUGGAGACAUUUCCCCAAUCCGCUCCUGGUCAACAUCACCCUGUCCUGGGGCAAGAGCAUCGAGCUGACCGAGGACAUCGUCAUCACCUUCGAAUCGGGCCGUCCGGAGCAGAUGGUCCUGGAGAAAUCUCUGGACCAUGGGCGGACUUGGCAGCCCUACCAGUUCUACGCAGCCGACUGCCUCAACUCCUUUGGGAUGGAGUCGAGAAGCGCCCGGGAUCUGAGCCCAGCCUCAGUUCUGGACAUCAUCUGCACGGAGGAGUAUUCCAGGGUCUACGUGUGGAAGUUGGAGAACAUGGUCCGAUUCGAGAUCCAGGAACGUUUCGCCUUGUUCGGGGGGCCCCGUCUCCGUGACAUGGCCUCGCUCUACGGCCGACUGGACACCACCAAGGACCUGAGGGACUUCUUCACCCUGACUGACCUACGGCUCAGGCUGCUUCGUCCGGCCACUGGCCCCACCAGAGUUGACCCACUCAACCUGUCCAAAUAUUUCUACGCCAUCUCCAAUCUGGACAUCCGGGGGCGGUGCAAGUGUAACCUUCAUGCCAACAACUGUAUCUUGGAGAAUGGGGAGCUGAGCUGUGAGUGUGAGCACAACACAACGGGGCUGGACUGUGAGAGGUGCAAGAAAGGUUUUCAAGGCCGACCCUGGAGGGCAGGCUCGUACCUCCCAAUCCCCAAAGGGACAGCCAAUGUCUGCCUUCCUGACCCCAACACAAGUGGCCCUGACUCAAACCGGGGUCAAACACAGCAAAGUAUCUCAGCACGAGGGGGCGAGAAGACAAAGCAAGGGGGGCACCCUGACCCCCAGAGGGAAGGUCAGCCUGCAGCCGGCGAGUCUGGAAGAAACCUGCCCCAGGGCCGUACCACAGCGCCAACGGCUGAACCAGCAGAGAGAGGGACUUCUGCCCCUCAGUGGGAGGACGUUCAGCCCUCGAGAGCUGCCAGCCAACCUGUGCCGGCCGGGCCAGGGCUCAGCCGUGGGCACUGCCGGGACUGCCAGGAGGAGCAGGAAGAAGAGCGAUGGCGGCCGGAGACAGACUGUAAGUGUAACCCUGAUGGCUCACUCCACCAUCACUGUAAUGACACGGGACAUUGUGACUGUAAGGAUGGUGCAACAGGGCCCAAGUGUGACAAGUGCCUGCCUGGAUAUUACUGGCACAGGGGCUGUCAAGCGAGGGUGUGUGAUAACUUGCUGACGCGAUGUGAGAAUGGAGGAGUGUGUGAGGACAAUGGGAGGUGUCUCUGUCCCACUCCCUACACCGGCCUCCUGUGUGAGAAAGUCCAAUGCAGGAAGGGAGUGGGGGGAUGUGUCUCCCAAUCCCCCCGAGACCCCACCUUACACCGGAUGCUGCUCUUGCUGACUGUGCUGCUAAUCGCCGCUAAUGACCGUGUACCGCUCUGACCAGCUUCCAGUGCCAAGGACGCUCACAGGAAGGUGCGGAGAGCACCGGAGAAUCCAGGGUUUACUGCCUCGCUGUUAAAACACGCUCCCUUCCCCCACAUAUCCCCACCCUAGGAAAGACAAGCUGGAUCGGAAACCUGAACCCAGAGACCCAGCCCGACUGGAACUCAGAUCGUGGACGGAAUCAGCGGUUAGUGGGGACUGGACUCUCUGACUCCCUGCGGAUCUGAGGCAGCAGCUAAUAUUCAUUCUAUAACCACCUGCCACUCAUCCCGUGUUCAGCUUCGAGACAAAGGAACAAAGGAGGGACUUGCAUUUCUCUAGCGGCUUUCACCAGCUCAGGACGUCCCAAAGCACUUUACAGCCAUUGAAGGACAUUUUAGCAAAUAACAAUGUGUUAAUGACCAGAUAACCUGUUUGUGACGUUGUGUAAGGGAUAAAUAUUGACCAGGACACCAGGGAGAACUGUCCUGCUUUUCUUGGAAACAGUGAUGUGACCGAUCUGAUAGGACAGGAGGCCUCGGUUUAACGUCUCAUCUGAAAGAUGGAAACUCCAAUAGUGAAUUUCUCACUCCCUCCCGCUUACAGUUUAUACUCGCUCAGUCUUUCUGCUGCUCUCUCCGAGUGAGGGGUCACUGAGUGGGGACCCGGCCUCUCUGUCAAUGCAUCAAAACCGGAGGAAUAUGAGGGGCAGUUUCGUGUUCCCCACAUCCUGGGCAUUGCUGAGCAUUCCUGGCACUUGUGAUAAAGCAGCAUUUCCUCUGUAUUGUCCCUCCGAGAGUGCAGGGUCCCCUCAGUACUAACCCUCUGAAUGUGAGCAUUUCCUCAGUACUGACCCUCUGACAGUG
Messenger RNA from Carcharodon carcharias (great white shark), 3755 nucleotides. Its product is annotated as netrin-G1-like. The record is from RefSeq and is a predicted model, not a curated record. The coding region runs from base 1141 to 2907 and encodes 588 amino acids. NCBI's taxonomy places the organism in Eukaryota, Metazoa, Chordata, Chondrichthyes, Lamniformes, Lamnidae. Gene Ontology annotation, molecular function: cell-cell adhesion mediator activity. The transcript is spliced from 10 exons.